CGCGCUUUAUAUUUGCACUCGCUGCAGACGUAUGAGUUAAAGUGAUGGAGUAGUAGUGCAGCACUCUCUCCAGUCUCCACCAUUUCAGUAUAUUUCAACUUGCUUCAUUUUUCUACUCAUUUUCUCUCUCCUCUCAUUCAUUGCAUACCUAAACACACUCUCCAAUCCCCCAUCACAACCCACACUAAUGGCGGUUGACGACGACAUGUGCAGCGGCGACGGAAUGCAAUGCACAGACCACCCAUACCGAACCACCUCUCCGGGCGGCGGAGGGAUCUGCGCUCUCUGCCUCCAAGACAAACUCGGUAAACUCGUCUCCUCCUCCUCCACUUCCUUCUUCAUUGGGUCCAACUCCUCUUCCUCCCCUUCCUUCAGAUCUGAUGUCCCUUCAUCCACCACCACCGCCGCCGCUACAACUUCCAUGUCUAUUUCUCUCUCUGCCGCACCCGCUGCCGCCACUUCUACUUCAAAUGUCGUAGCUGCUAGUGCCAGCAACGGUGGUAGUGGUGGUGGAAGUCGCUAUCAUCAUUAUCAACAUCAUCAAGAAAGUCAUCAUAAUAAUCAUAGGAGGGCCCGCAUACCUUUUCUACUCACUCAAAAGAAGAAGAAAAAAGCUCCACCUCAUGAUAAUCUGUCUUCUUCUACUGCUACUGUUUCAGCUGCUACGACUACGACGACUUCCGUUCUCAAACGGAGUAAAUCCACAGCUACGCCGCGAUCCGGCCGUUAUCUUAACGGCGAUUACUCUCAAGACUUCAGUCCUAGACGGAGGGGCUUUUGGUCUUUUCUCCACCUUUCCAACAGCAGUCACAACAACGACUUCAAUCACCAUAAAAAGACGACGACGACUACAACGACAACGACAACGACAACGACAACGACGGCGGAAAAGCCGGGCCCACUUAUAGGUUCAUCUACUAUCGCAGCUGCGCCGGAAGCUGUUACAGUGGCGGUGGUUGUGGUGGAUGAGAGUCAAGACGACAGUCCCAACAGUAGCAGCGGCGGUGGAGGCGGCGGGAGUAAUACGUCGUCGUUUGGUCGUAAAGUGUCCAGAUCUAGAUCUGUAGGGUGUGGGAGCAGGAGUUUUUCCGGGGAUUUCUUCGAGAGGAUUUCAACGGGGUUUGGGGACUGUACUCUACGGCGCGUGGAAUCACAGCGUGAAGGAAGCAAACAUCGCCACUCAACUUCACGCGCCGCUGGGGAUACUGUACGAGAGAAAGUCCGAUGCGGUGGUUUGUUUGGUGGUCUCAUCAUUACUUCCUCUUCCUCCUCAACAUCCUCGUCUUCGUCUUAUUGGGCCGGGGACGCAAGACCGAAUGGACCGACAGCGACGCCGGCUGGGCCGUCGCUAGUGCAUGGGCGGAGUAGGAGUUGGGGAUGGGCUUUUGCUAGCCCAAUGAGAGCAUUUACUAAGCCCACACCAACAAGUAUGACAAAAAGUGGGCCCAAUGGAAAUAGUAAAAACAGCAAUGGAACACCUAAUUUAGCUGCCAUUCCUUCACUGUUAUCAAUGAGAGGUUAACAUUAAUUUGGUAGUUUUUUUUAUUUACUCUUUAUAAUGUGUAUUAUUAUUAUUAUUAUUAUUAUUAUUAUUAUUAUUAUUAUUAUGGUAAUUUCUGAUUAUAUUUUGUUUAGUAAUUUUACACUCUUGAAUUUUGGGUAUAAUUUGUAUGGAUGGGUAAUUUUCCGA
Molecule: messenger RNA, 1690 nt
Organism: Spinacia oleracea (spinach)
Lineage: Eukaryota; Viridiplantae; Streptophyta; Magnoliopsida; Caryophyllales; Amaranthaceae
Exons: 1
Coding region: 188-1522 (444 amino acids)
Source: RefSeq, a predicted model, not a curated record